CCUUGGGGUCCCCUGGGGAUGGGGUACGGUGGCUGGCCGGGGCUAUGACAUCAACUAUUGCAGUGACGAUGGUGUGGGUGGUGCAGUGAUGGUGGUGCGGGGCUGGUGUAACUGUGGCCGGAAGGGGGUGGUUAUUGGCCGGAAGGCGGUGGUCAUCGACUGAAGGCGAUAUUAGCGGAGUCACUAUGACCAAAGUUACCGUGGUGGCAACAUCACUUUGGCGGAGUCACUGGGGCGGCGAUGCGGCAGUCACUAUGGCUGCGGUGGGGCAGUCACGAGACAGGUAGCGGCAGAGUCACUGUGGCAGCCUAGUCACUAGCAGGGCGGAGUCACUGUGGCGGCGGGUCACUUGGCGGUGGAGUCAAUAUGAUCUGAGUCACUGUAAUCGGAGUCACUAUGACUGGUGAAGGAGGGGGCGGAGGCACGGUGCUAGCGGUGCAUUAAAUUUCUUAAAUUUCUGGGUAGUCACUAUCACCGGCGACGGGGGCGUAGCACCGGUGGUGGGGGGCGGAGCACAAGUGGCAGGGGAGGGGGGCCAGGGUGGGUGAAUCAAGGUUGGAUGGGAGCUUUAUUAAUUAUUAAAAAAGUAUUUUAAAAUAAUAAAAGUAAUAGUCGGUACGAAAUUAAAUAAAGAGUAGCCUGUAGCUUGGUCACAUUUGUGGAAAACUUUAAAAGCAAUCAUAUUAAUGUCUUUUGUCUUUCACUUAGUUAUAUUCAAAUAAAAAGGCCUUAGCUUUUAGAAAAAUGCUAGAAGUACAAACACACUUACAAAAAAACUUACAAACAAGUGAUGUGACUAUUCUAAUUAUCAUUGAUGUAAAAGUGUUGUAAAUAUGAUGUGAUGUGUUAAAUAAUGUGAUGAUGCCACGUACCUUUUGUAAGACUUUUUGUAAAAGUCUUAAGAGAAAUUUGCUUUAGGUAGUACCAAAUCAUAGCUGAUUUACCAAAAGGGAACUGCCUAAUGUUUUUUAUAUAUGUAUCACCUAUUUAGUUCCAUAUUAGGAAACUCAAUAGGUGACUUUCCAAAUUUGCCCUUCAAAUUAAAAUUAGGUAUGCACGGGAAAAUAACUUCCGCAGCUAACGACUUCGGUUUCCUUCUUCCGCGGUGGGACAUCUCUGUUCUUCCGCAUCGUUCCUCAGGUGUAGCUCAAUUCGACAAAUUUCUGUCGAAUCUCUACAAGCGUCUCUCUGCCAAUUUCCGGCGAAUUCCACAUGUAGAAUCACAAUUGUUCUCCACAUGUAUAAUCUCUACAAUUGUCUCUCCUUUUGAUGUUGCUCUUCAAAAAUCUUGAUCGCAAACAUGUUGCUUAUGCUUAAGGUGGAUGGUAGUUGGGACAACUCAUAUGUUUUCUGCAACAAACGAUGCUUUGGCUUAAUAGUACAUGAGGGGACAUUAUAUGUUGACUUUGCUUCCAUGGUUUACUCAUGUAUUGGUGAAUCUGUUACCAAUACAAGGCUUAUAAUGUCUUACCUUGUAGAUUCAUGUCCACCUCCUGUUCUUGUUAAUGAUGAUUCUAGCUUGGGAUUUUACUUGGCUUUAAAAAAAAUUGACAGUGACUAUGCUAAGUUUCCUUUGUGUGUU
This is a messenger RNA of Cuscuta europaea, 1582 nucleotides long. The record is from the annotation of a GenBank genome assembly. NCBI's taxonomy places the organism in Eukaryota, Viridiplantae, Streptophyta, Magnoliopsida, Solanales, Convolvulaceae.